Messenger RNA from Gongylonema pulchrum, 357 nucleotides. Lineage: Eukaryota; Metazoa; Nematoda; Chromadorea; Rhabditida; Gongylonematidae. The record is from the annotation of a GenBank genome assembly.
AUGGGAGUGCUUUUCGUGAUACACCCUGUACACGGUGAUCGGCAUUUGUUCGUUCGCAGGGUCUGCGAGCCGAGUUUGCUUAUUAUUUUUGAAAAUCUAAUUGCCGUUGUUUGGGGCGCUCCCUCGAAGAUGCUUUGGAUUGUUUUUCGGGGAGUAGGUCAAGUACCGCAUGAUUCUGUUUCCUCUGGCAAACUUCAGAGGCAUGUGAGCUGUGUGUUGCGCAGUGCCAUUGUCUUUAUUUGGAGGAGUGCGCUGGAGCAUGCUGUGCAGUUCCUGCUGGAGCGUGGCGCUGAGGAGCGUGAACAAUGGCUCAACAAACUAACUGGCUUGCUAUCAGCGCGAAAAUGUAAGCUGUGA